Leptomonas pyrrhocoris is the source of this 2196-nucleotide messenger RNA. Its product is annotated as putative ATP-dependent RNA helicase. Gene Ontology annotation, cellular component: nucleolus. The transcript has a single exon. Gene Ontology annotation, molecular function: ATP binding; nucleic acid binding. Bases 100 to 2196 code for a protein of 698 amino acids. The record is from RefSeq and is a predicted model, not a curated record. Lineage: Eukaryota; Euglenozoa; Kinetoplastea; Trypanosomatida; Trypanosomatidae.
AGAGGACCGCUCAAGUACACGACUGUGGGAUUCGCCUUCCUCCUCUAAAAAGAUAUUUUCGUCUUAGACGUUUCUCGAACUUCCAGAGCUCAGGGGAAUAUGGCGAACACGUGGGAGGCGAUGAAGGGCGCCAAGCUCAGCGAGCCGACGCUUGCCUUUCUCAAGGACAACUUAAAGUACACCUCCAUGGCCCCUGUGCAGGCCCGCACCAUUCCCCUUUUUCUCACCAACUACGACGUCGUCGUGGAGGCGAUCACCGGCAGCGGAAAGACGCUCGCGUACCUCAUCCCGGCUCUCGAGGUGCUGCUUCGCCCGCGUUGCAGGGAAUUCGCAGCAGAGUAUAAGAACGCCGUCUUUGCCGUCUUUGUGCUGCCGUCGCGUGAGCUGGCGCAGCAGGUGUUCCAAAUUACAAAGCGGAUGUUGCACUUCGUGACGAAGGAGUACAAGGGCGGCAGCCCCGCCAACGGCCUCCCCGCCUAUUCCUAUCAGUGCUACAUCGGCGGCCGUGAUAUCAAGCACGAUGUGGAGGAGUUCAGUAAGCAGGGCGGCAAUGUGCUGGUCGGCACGCCUGGGCGGCUGUUCGAGCUUCUCGUUUCGUCCAAGUACUCGACCCUCUUCAACUUUAGUCAGUUCGAACUGCUCAUUCUCGAUGAGGCGGAUAAGCUGCUGGAGUUCGGCUUCAAAACAAAGUUGGACGCCAUUCUCAAGCGACUGCCGAAGCAGCGCCGCACCGGUUUGUUCAGCGCCACACAGACUAAGGAGUUGACGGAGCUGGCGCGGGCCGGGAUGCGCAACCCUGUGUCGGUCACGGUGCGCAUCAACUCGCUUAACUCCGCCGCCUCCGACUCUGCCAAGCCACAAAUCCCAGAGCAGCUGUCGAACUUCUACGCCUUCACACGGGCGUCGGAAAAGCUGGACCGGCUGCUGGAGUUCCUCGCUACGCGGAAGGACGCGAAGGUGCUGAUCUAUGUUAUGACGUGCGCGAGUGUGGAGUGGCUUUACGAGGCGCUGGCGACCGUCUUAUGCAGAGAUGACGCCGACAACGUCUUUGCCCUGCAUGGGCAGAUGAAGCUGGACAAGCGGCAGAGGGUGCACCGGCAGGUGACGAAGCGGACGCGUUGUGUGCUCGUCUGCACCGAUGUUGCGGCCCGUGGACUGGACAUUCCUGAAGUCGGCGUCGUCAUCCAAUACGACCCGCCCGUCGACCCGAGCACGUUUAUCCACCGUAUUGGACGCACGGCUCGCAUGGGCCGCAGUGGGGAGAGCGUUGUCUUGUUGAUGCCGCAGGAGCUGGAGUACGUGAACUUUAUGCGGCUGCAGAACGUCCCUCUGCAAGCCUUGGACGAGGAGCGCGACAGCAUCGAGACGGCGAAGGAGGUGGUGCACCACAUGAACGCACGCCGCACCCUUCUUAGCUCCGAAGUGCCGGACAAGCGAAAGGCAAUUCAUCAGGCACACCGCGAGAAGCAACUCUCCCGCAGCGAACGUCGCCAGCAGCUUCACGAGGCCCAUCAAGCGAAACUGCACGGCAAGAGUCAGCGCUUCGCCAAAAAGAAGGAGGUGAUGGGCGACAUGUGCGACAGCCCGUCUGUGCUCGCAUUGCGCAGGGCGGAGUGUGACAACGAAAAGCUGCUGAACCUCGCCGCCCGCGCCUUCGUCUCGUUCCUGCGUGCGUACAAGGAGCAUGAGUGCCGCUACAUCUUCCAGCUGCAGCUCAUCGACCUCACCGACCUCACUCACGGCUUUGCGCUCUUUAAGAUCCCGAACUGCGGCGAGAUUAAGCGCAUGCAGGUGCUGCGCAUCCCUCUGCAGCCGGAGUUUGCAGACUUUGUGAAACGCAUGGAGUCGGCACUGCGCGAGAAGCGGCAACGUGCGGCGGAGGAGCAGGCCGCCGCCGAUGCUGCAGAGGACGACGAUGGUGAGGACAAUCCAGGGCACAAGCGACACCGCACCGAGCGUAAUGAGAAAUUGGAGGCGUUGAAGCUGAUGAAGAUGUCCAAGUCGGAGCGCAGUCGGGCCUGGCGGCAGGCCGAGAUCGACGAACUGCUGAAGGACAGCUAUUACGUGAAGAAGGAGCGCCGGGGUAAGGUACGGCAGAGCGUGGUAGAUGAGAAGAUGGGCAUGGAGGCCAUUGAGAACUCGUUCCUCAGCGUUCGUGAGCGCAAGGAGGUGCGUCUGGCGCGUCAGAAGCGUUAG